UUUUUUUUGUUAAAUAUUUUAAGUGCAAGUGCGCGUUGUUUGUGUCGAACGCUCACACCGCGCGUUGUCGCCGCCGCCUACGCAUAUUUUCUGUUCUUUUGCCUAAAUUAUUCUGUCGCCUGAGCGUUGCGUGUGCGUCUGGAUGUGUGUAGGUGUGUGUGUGUGUGUGUGUGUGUUGCUGUUUAGUUAUCAUUUCUUUUGCAUCAAUGCCCUUUUGUUAAACGUACUGCGGUUGUGCAUAAAUGCAAAGGUAUUAUACAAAUAUUAGCAACAUUAAACGCAUCACCUAUCACAGCAACAGCAGUAACGGCAACAACAACAUUGUAUGCUUUUUGCUGGCUGGCGGACCGGUUGGCUGGUCGAUGAGCAACCACGCACAAUGAGUAACCUGGUGCAGGAUAUACAGAACAAAUACUCAUUCCUGGACAAUUUGCUCACCAAUUUCUGGAAAUCAAUUAUCAAAUCGAAUUCAACAUUCAAGUUACAGCUGCGAAAUAUCAAAUGGAAGAACUCCAAAGCCAGACCAGGCUGUGCCUAUCAACCCACAGAGAUCGAGCAGAUGGCUAAUGUCAUCACGCACGGCAUUUGGAUUGUUCCCGCCCUGUUUGCUGCCAUCAAACUAUUCGAGCGUUCGUACACCUCGAGCCAGGUGUUAGUCUCCUGGGUCUAUGGCGGUGCCCUCUGCAUGCUCUUCACCGUAUCCACCUUUUUUCACUGUUCCUGCUACUGUGUGGAGCAUAAACCACCAAUUAACUACAAAGCUUGGCCAGCCGUUGGUUGGCACACAUACUGUGGGCUCAAAAAUAUUUUGCAUCGUUGCGAUCGCGCUAUGAUUUAUGUGUUCAUUGCUGGCUCAUAUUUUCCGUGGCUGACGCUGGAGAAUACGAAUCAUUCGGCGAUAUUGUUUUGCAUGGAAUGGGUAAUAUGGUUAAUGGCAGCUAUUGGCAUAGCGUAUCAACAGCUCUAUCACGAACGAUAUAAAUGCCUGGAGACCUUCUUCUAUAUAAUAAUGGGUUUGGGACCGGCUCUGGUUGUAAUACUCACCGGUCAUAAUUUUCCUGGGAUGACGCAAUUAAAAUUUGGCGGUGCUUUCUAUAUACUAGGCAUUGCGUUUUUUAAAUCGGACGGACUUAUACCGAUGGCGCAUGCCAUUUGGCAUUUGUUUGUGGUGCUCGCCGCUGGUUGUCAUUAUUAUGCGAUUUUAGUAAAUUUAUACCCGAACGACUCCAUUAUUUAUAAAAAUUAAUUCGUUAGGCAGUAGUACAAGUAUGUAUAUACUGUAUAUACUCGUAUAUGGAUAUAUCUUCUAUGUGUAUAUAUCUGUAAAUGAAAAGGUGCUCGCGACGUCCUGCUCCAUUGAUAUUGAAAAUCUUCUGCCGCUGACUGCGCUCCGUAGAAUUUGUAGAGUACUUAAUUAAGAGCCUUGCCAAUGAUACGAUUACCAACAAAAACCCAUCCGUUCGACGUCGCUGCGGACUACUUCAUUUAAAAAUAUUGUUUUUGUAUAUUUUUUUAAAAAUUAUUUGAGUCAGCCAUAACGUAUUCCUUCCCAAUACCCGAGUCACUGCUCCAAAUUUAGCCAAAUUUUUCAAAAUACUUGAACAUAAUUAAUUUUAUAGUGUUCAUUAUUAUUUACGAUAUACGUACUAUAUGUACUAAAUAUUAUUCUUGUUCUUGUUCGAUAGUUUAGUUCUUCACACGGAUUUAUAUGUGGAUGUAUAUAUAGGAUGAAUGUAGAGAUUAGUGAAAAUAAUAUAUCGUAGUUUUAUACCUACAUACCUAUAUGCAUAGGAUAGAAAGUUAAAUGGAAGACAAACAAAAGAAUAGUUAAUCUAAACGGAAACGAUUUUUGUGAUCAACAUCUGCGGUCUUGCCAAAGAUUAAAUUAAAUAAUUCAUAGCUCAUGUUUAUGUGCUCCUUUCCGGGGUCUCGUUUUUAUGUAGACCCCGCUAGCCUACCCACGUACACACAUACAUGCAGAGCAUACGUGCGUAUUCGAAAUUCUACCCAUUAUACACAAAUAUAUACUAUACGUGUGUGUGUGUAUGCAUGCAUGUAUGUGCAAUUAAUAAUAGCUAUGUAAGAAUAAGCAUUAUGUAUCUUUACACCAAACUCACAUUUUGGCUUUAUGUUCUUUUCUAAGACUUUUAAUUUGUAAAGAGAAAAUGAAAGAAAUGUAUGUUUGCACUCUAGUAUAUAUA
Molecule: messenger RNA, 2201 nt
Organism: Scaptodrosophila lebanonensis
Lineage: Eukaryota; Metazoa; Arthropoda; Insecta; Diptera; Drosophilidae
Product: monocyte to macrophage differentiation factor
Exons: 5
Coding region: 326-1246 (306 amino acids)
Cellular component (GO): membrane
Molecular function (GO): pore-forming activity
Source: RefSeq, a predicted model, not a curated record